Molecule: messenger RNA, 186 nt
Organism: Symbiodinium sp. CCMP2456
Lineage: Eukaryota; Dinophyceae; Suessiales; Symbiodiniaceae
Source: the annotation of a GenBank genome assembly
AUGCGGUCACUGCCCCUGGCUGCGCCGAGCUGGCUCCGCAGUGCUGAUGAGCCUUUGAAAUUAGUGCUGCGGACGCUGAACACGGUGCCUGCAGCACGCCUCACUUUCUUCACCUAUGUUAUCUUGCUCCAUGCCUGGGUUCUCUUCAUUCUCCAGCAGAUGGCCCUGCAUCCCUCCUCGUCUUGA